AUGACAUACUCAGUCCCUAUUGAAUCCGCCCAACUUCUGCGCAAGGGGAUCUUACAGAACCCUUUGCUCGCAUCUAACAUUCCCAGCGAUGCAUCGUCUCUCGCAGACCACGUCACAUUCACCGGAAAUGCAAGCCCGAACAUCCCCAUAAACUGGCGUUUUGCUGAAAGUAUUUCGGCAUUGAAGGGGCUCGAGUCACUUUGGGUCAACGCUUUAUUGAAGGCGAAGUAUAACCAUGGUCCGGUCAAGGUUGAGAUUGAUACCGACCAUGCCACGCUGUUCAUAAUGUCAACACUUCUUAUUGAUGUCGUCGACGAGAACGGGAAUUCACUGGACCCAAACAUAUCUCCAUUGCAACGUAUUCUAUCGAUAUUUCCCAGUCCGGAGAGGGAUCUUGGACAAGCCACCCCUCACCGCUCAUCCAUCACCAAUAUCUACAAGACGAAAGAUGGGCGGUGCUAUCACGUCCACGGGAGUAUGAAUGCCGGCCCCUCCUCGACAGCACUGGGGCUAGACCCUGAUCGUGAAGCCUCUUCCACUGCCGAUGCAAUGAGUGCUAUCCAAGAGCGCGUUCAGCAACUCACCGCGGAAGAGCUAGACGAACUUAUGAAUGAAAAGUACCCUAACGCCCAUGUCGGUCUCUAUGAGCUUAACCACACUCCAAAUCAGGCUCAGAAGCCCGGAUGGUGGAAGCCAGUCCCAGGUACAGGUGUAGCUCGCCCUCUGGCUGGUCUAAAAGUCCUCGACCUAUGUCGCGUGAUUGCUGGCCCUAGUAUCUCGAAGGGAUUGGCCGAGCUUGGCGCGAGUGUGAUGCGCGUAACUGGUCCUGGUGUCGUAGAUGCAUAUGCUCUGCAUGCCGACUUGAACUGGGGCAAGUGGAAUUGUUCGAUUGAUCUGAAGACGGAGGAGGGGAAGGAGACUCUGCGCAAGCUUAUUCUCGAGGCUGAUGUUAUGCUGGACGGAUACCGGCCAGGUGUGAUGGAAAAGCUUGGGUUCGGCCGGGAUGCUGUGCUUGAGCUUGUCAAGGACCGGCCAUUCGGUCUGGUUUAUGCUCGUGAGAACUGCUACGGUUGGCAUGGUCCUUGGCAACAUAGAAGUGGAUGGCAGCAAAUCAGCGACGCGAACUGUGGUGUCUCCCUCGAAUAUGGCCGCGCUACGGGACAUGAUGAAGCCGUUACACCCAUCUUCCCAAAUUCGGAUUACUGUACCGGGGUUAUGGGCGUCUGUGGAGUCAUCAACGCACUGAUUGAAAGGGCCGACAAGGGUGGAUCUUUCUUCAUGGAUACGGCCCUGAACUACUACUCCCAGUGGCUGAUGAACAGCGUGGGAGUCUAUCCCCCGGCUGUCUGGGAGGAUGUCUGGCAGCGACACAACCGGCUCGCCUUCCGCCAUAACGACAAUAUGCCGGCCACUAUUCCACUUAUGAUGAAGUCACUCAUGCUGAACAGUGGUGCACAGUUGUUUCAGCCACGCUUCUUCGAGACACGGUAUUCUGAAGCGGUCGAUCGUUACUUCAAGGUACUUCGUCCCGUGCUCAGCUUUGCUGAUAAACAGGUGGAUCUUCGGUUCAACGUUGGGACAAGAAGCAAUGGACAUGAUGCUGCUCGUUGGCCGGAAGACCUACGGACAGAAAUUGUCACCAGCGCGUAG
This is a messenger RNA of Aspergillus nomiae NRRL 13137, 1650 nucleotides long. Its product is annotated as putative alpha methylacyl-CoA racemase. The transcript is spliced from 7 exons. Gene Ontology annotation, molecular function: catalytic activity. The coding region runs from base 1 to 1650 and encodes 549 amino acids. The record is from RefSeq and is a predicted model, not a curated record. Lineage: Eukaryota; Fungi; Ascomycota; Eurotiomycetes; Eurotiales; Aspergillaceae.